AUGGACGUCUCCAGUCGCAGUGGCAGCGUCGCCUCCACGGUGACUGGCCGCAUCUACGGAUGGUUGCCGCAGAGUGCCUACGACAGCAACAAUGUAACGAGCUACCCGACGGCGCUGCAGGACACGCGACUGCUGCGACUGAAGAUCUUCAACGGGCGCAACCUUGCGAAGAAGGACAUCUUCGGCGCCUCUGACCCCUACGUGCGCAUUGACCUGCUGCGAGGCGACAAGAGCGUCAUUGACUCGGUGUACACAAAAACGAAGAAAAAAACACUGAACCCUUGCUGGAAUGAGGAGUUCAUCUUUCGCGUCCUUCCCUCCAGCCACCAGCUGCUGAUUGAGGUCUUUGACGAGAAUCGCCUCACCAGGGACGACUUUCUCGGCAAGGUGGAGCUGACGCUGACAAACAUUCCCGUGGAGUCAUCGGCGGCCGAUGCGCCGGAGAUUAAUCCGACGAGGUACAUUUUGCAGCAGCGAAGCGCCAAAUCGAAGGUGCGCGGUGAUUUGGAGAUCUACAUUGCCUUCAUUGAGGACCUGAACGACGACGGCAGCGGCCGAGCAGCGAGAAGGAGCUCAGUGGAGACGGAGGAGGAAGAGGGCGCAGAAGCUGACUGGGAAAUGGUGGGCGCCAAUUUGCCUUCACAUCACGGCCGUGAAGCCUCAACGAAUGGCGGCGGUGGUGGUGGUGACAGUGGUGACGAGCUGCCCGACGGUUGGGAGGAGUGCCAGGAUACCAAUGGGCGAACUUACUUUAUCAACCACAACUCUCGCAGUACGCAGUGGGAGCGACCUCAGCUGAACAGUUCCUCGCCGAGUGCUGCCGCCGUUGCUGCAACCGCCGUCUCUGCGUUCAGUGAAGCGAACAGUGGCGGAGAUUCGAUUGGCGGUGGUGCAACACUGCUGUCGCCGUCCUCGCUGACGGAAGCUGGCAACAGUGGAGGAGCCAGUCCCACCGUUCUGGACACUCGAGCGCAGGAGUUUAACCGUCGCUUUCACGUGGGCAGCAGUCUCGACCAGACGGAGCAGAUCACCACCACCAACGCCAACAUCAACAGCAGCCAACUCUCCUCGGGGGCCUCCUCGCCCAGUGCGGCAGAGCAGAUUUCCGCCAGCACGCCCAGUCCGCACUACGCCUCAUCGUUGGCUGUGGCCAACUUUCGCGGCGGUUCCGAGAGCAUCGACUCGAACUCCAGUCUGACGGGUGGGGAAAGCAGUUCAGGGGAGCAGAGUGGUGACAGCUGUGCUGCUCCUUCUGCCGCUGAAGCCGCUGAAGCUGGGAAUGAUGAUGAUGUCGAUCACAAUGUCAGCACUGCGACUACCACCGCUGAAGAACAACAAACGGCAUCGACGACAGAGGCUUCACCACCACCACCAGCAGCAGGUGGUGACAACAGUGCGGAAGGCAUCGCCAGCACUUCAGCGGCCACAGAGGAGACCUCCAGCGGUGAAGUGCCAGUAGAGGCAGCAGCAGAAGCCGCGGAAGAGCAGCAGCUGGUGGUGGAAGACAGCUCUGCACCGGACAUGGCCACCAGGAGGCAUUCAGAGGGCUCAGCAGCAGCAGCAACCACUGCCACCGGCGGAAGUCACAGUAAUCAGUCCAGUGGUCGAAGUCGGGCGCAAACCUCCACCGGCAGUCGCGGCUCCAGCUCGCGGACCACCGUUCCCGACGACGGCCUAGGGCCGCUGCCUCCCGGGUGGUCACAGCAGGUGGCAGAGAACGGACGGGUCUUCUUCAUUGACCACAACACGCGCACGACCACGUGGAAUGAUCCGCGCACGGGCAAGGCCAGCCCAUCGCCGGCCAACCUCAAGGCGGCGGUGGACGACCUGGGUCCGCUGCCUGCCGGCUGGGAGGAGCGUGUCCACCGAGACGGCCGAAUUUUCUUUAUCAACCACAACACCCGAACCACCCAGUGGGACGACCCGCGCAUCGACAACCCGACCAUCUCCGGGCCGCCCAUACUGUACUCUCGGGACUACAAGCAGAAGCACGAGUACUUCAUGAACUCGCUGCCGCGACCCACCAAUGUACCGAACAAGUUCGAGAUCAAGGUCAGCCGGAACAGCAUCCUCGAGGACUCCUUUCGCAUCAUCUCCAACGUCUCGCGCGUCGACUACCUCAAGACGAAGCUGUGGAUUGAGUUUGACAAUGAGGAGGUGCUCGACUACGGCGGUCCCGGUCGGGAGUGGUUCUACCUGCUCUCUAAGGAGAUGUUUAAUCCUUACUACGGACUGUUUGAGUACUCCUCUGCGGACCAGUACACGCUGCAGAUAAAGCCCAACUCGGGCAAGUGCAAUGAGAGUCACCUGGCGUACUUCAAGUUUAUCGGCCGCGUGGCGGGCAUGGCCAUCUACCACGGCAAACUGCUGGACGCCUUCUUCAUUCGCCCCUUCUACAAGAUGAUGCUGGGCAAAGAGAUCACCCUGAAGGACAUGGAGAGCGUCGACUCUGAGUACUUCAACUCGCUCAAGUACAUUCUCGAGAAUGAUCCCAGCGAGCUGUACCUCAACUUUUCCAUUGACGAGCGCUUCCUCGACGUCAUCGAGGAGAAGGAGUUGAAGCCGAAUGGAGCGCAGAUUGCGGUCACCAAUGAGAAUAAGUUGGAGUAUAUCAACCUCGUCAUCGACUGGCGUUUUGUCUCUCGCGUCAAGGUGCAGAUGUCCGCCUUUCUCGAGGGUUUCCACGAGAUUAUCCCCAAGAAGCUGCUAGAGAUCUUUGACGAAAAUGAACUGGAGUUGCUGAUGUGCGGCAUUGUCAACGUUGACGUGAAGGACUGGAAGCAGAACACUGUGUACAAGGGCGGCUACGUGCAAAACCACAUUGUCAUUCAGUGGUUCUGGAGGGUGGUUCUCUCUUUUACCAAUGAGAUGCGCAGUCGACUGCUGCAGUUUGUCACCGGAACGUCUCGUGUGCCAAUGAACGGUUUCAAGGAGCUGUACGGCAGCAAUGGUCCGCAGCUUUUUACCAUUGAAAAGUGGGGCACGCCGCAGAAUUUGCCUCGUUCUCAUACUUGCUUCAACCGCCUCGACUUGCCCUCCUACGAGUCGUACAGUGACCUGCGCGAGAAGCUCAUCAAGGCAAUUGAAGGCUCAGAGUCGUACGGAGGAGUUGACUGA
Rhagoletis zephyria (snowberry fruit fly) is the source of this 3117-nucleotide messenger RNA. Lineage: Eukaryota; Metazoa; Arthropoda; Insecta; Diptera; Tephritidae. The record is from RefSeq and is a predicted model, not a curated record.